Pyricularia grisea is the source of this 645-nucleotide messenger RNA. RefSeq lists its product as uncharacterized. The transcript has a single exon. Bases 1 to 645 code for a protein of 214 amino acids. Lineage: Eukaryota; Fungi; Ascomycota; Sordariomycetes; Magnaporthales; Pyriculariaceae. The record is from RefSeq and is a predicted model, not a curated record.
AUGGCCACAAAGGACCGGUGGCGCGCAAGCCUUCAAAAGCUUUCAUCUAAAAUCAGUGCAGAAAAACGCCUCUGGGGACCCAAAAUUGGAGAACUAAGAGAAUUUGUCUUUUUCUCGGCCGACAGCAAGAAAAACAACGGAAGACCACUUCCAGAUGUUGCGCCUGGUGCGUUCGUUAACGAUCUGAGCGACCAGCGUCGGAAGGCUCGCACGCUUAGGCCACGGACCUUGCAACCCUAUGACUUUAGAGGCCAUAACAUUCUCCUUUUGUCAGACUCGGACUCGGAUCGAGACGACUGUCCAGAAGAGUCCACAGCCGCCGCUACGGGUCCGGAAAGGCAGCGGUACAGCGUUCUUGGCGAUGGUGACAAAGAACACAAAGGGGAUGGGAAACCGAAGAAAACCCAGGCUGAAGUCGAGGUUCAGAAAGAUCAGGCUGAAUCACUCCCGUUAAUCUAUGGGCAAGACAGCAACGAAGAGGACUUUUUGGCAAACUCGGCAGUUGAAGAAGAAUUGGUGAACGACAUAGUCAAGCUUCUACCAGACCGGCCCCGGGCCGAUUCGCCUACAUUGGGUACCGAUGGCGCUGUCAUUCGACGGAACUGCAGAUACAAAAGCCAUGGCAAAGCUUUUCAUUAUCAUUAG